Messenger RNA from Bursaphelenchus xylophilus (pine wood nematode), 1036 nucleotides. The record is from the annotation of a GenBank genome assembly. NCBI's taxonomy places the organism in Eukaryota, Metazoa, Nematoda, Chromadorea, Rhabditida, Aphelenchoididae.
AUGAGGGAACUCCUCCUCAACAACAAAGUCGUUCUCCGCAAUCGAGUUCUUGGGACGGGAUCAUACUCCAAAGUUCUGGUCGCCUAUUCCAACAAAUUGAACAAGUUGGUCGCUGUGAAAAAGAUUGACCGACGACAGAAGAAUGAGUACACUCGUCGUUUUCUGCCAAGGGAAAUCAAACUCGUCGUCCAACUCGAUCAUCCCAAUGUGAUCAAGGUUUUCGAGGUAAGUGUGCUAUGUGAAAGCAACUUGACGAUAAGGUCAUUAAAACCAACGAGUACAUAUGUAUGGUGGAGGAGUAUGCUGGAAAUGGAGAUCUCCUUCGUUUGAUCAAAAGUAAGAAGAGGAUCGAUGAAUUGGAGGGUCGUCUUCUGUUCCGCCAAUUUGUGGAAGGCCUCAGAUAUCUGGAGACUAUGAAGAUUCUUCAUCGGGAUCUCAAAUGUGAGAAUCUUUUCUUGGACGAACACAACAAUUUGAAGAUCGGUGACUUUGGCUUUGCCAGAUUUAUGCAGUAAGUGUGUUAGUGAUUUGUACACGCCACUUAAAUAUUUUAGAGAUGGGGAAGUUUCCCGGACCUAUUGUGGUUCCAAAGCUUACGUUGCUCUGGAGAUUAUGCAAUCGAUUGAGUACGCGGACAACGCCGUGGACAUCUGGAGUGCUGGAGUUGUGUUGUACGUCAUGUUGACAGGGAUCAUGCCCUUUGAUGAUCGGAAGCCGCAGGAAAUGAUUUCAAUGCAGAGAGAUCACCGCGUCCGAUUUCCCCAUUCGUGCCCGUCAGACCCCGCCCGGAAGUUGAUCUACCGUAUGCUCCAUCCAGACCCCAGAAAGAGAGUAAAUCUGCAUCAAAUUAUCGGUUCAGAAUGGCUGAGAAACACUCCGUAAGUUGAAAUAAAGUCCGGUGAGAUGAUUAUUACAAUAAGGUAAUACCCAUUAUAGUUAUAUGAUGAGGGGACCCGUGACUUCAGAUGACAACAGCUGUGCCACCGCGUCCUACAUCAGCCAGGAGGAGCUGAACAAGUUCAACAAUGAUGACUGA